This is a messenger RNA of Lolium perenne, 1861 nucleotides long. Its product is annotated as aminopeptidase M1-B-like. The record is from RefSeq and is a predicted model, not a curated record. Gene Ontology annotation, biological process: proteolysis; peptide catabolic process. Gene Ontology annotation, cellular component: cytoplasm; membrane. NCBI's taxonomy places the organism in Eukaryota, Viridiplantae, Streptophyta, Magnoliopsida, Poales, Poaceae. Gene Ontology annotation, molecular function: zinc ion binding; metalloaminopeptidase activity; peptide binding.
UUACUUAGCUGUAGAAUCUAUAUUUCCUGAAUGGAAUAAUUGGACACAAUUCCUCGAUGAGACGACCUCUGGGCUCAGACUGGAUGCGCUUGCAGAAUCUCAUCCUAUUGAGGUUGAAGUAAACCAUGCCAGUGAAAUUGAUGCGAUCUUUGAUUCCAUAAGCUACGACAAGGGUGCUUCUGUCAUUCGCAUGCUGCAAAGCUAUCUUGGUGCAGACCGUUUUCAGAAAGCUUUGGCUUCAUACAUAAAGAAGUACGCGUACUCAAACGCUAAAACCGAAGACCUGUGGGCUGUUCUUGAGGAGGAAACUGGGGAGCCUGUUAAAGACCUGAUGACUACAUGGACUAAGCAACAAGGAUAUCCUGUUAUAUUUGCAAAACUAAAUGGGCAAUAUUUGGAACUCGAGCAGGCUCAGUUUCUGUCAGAUGGAUCAUCUGGUCCUGGCACGUGGAUUGUUCCUAUGACUUCAUGCUGUGGCUCAUAUGAUGUGAAUAAAAAGUUUCUAUUGAAAGGAAAGGCUGAUAAGAUCCAUAUAAAAGAUUUUGCGGCCUCCGAAACUGCUGACAGAGGGACAUGCCAAAACUCUUGGAUCAAACUGAACAUUGAUCAAACUGGAUUUUAUAGAGUGAAGUAUGAUGAUGAACUUGCAGCCGGACUUGAAAAUGCAGUAAAGGCCAACAAACUCUCGUUAAUGGAUAUGAUUGGUAUUGUGGAAGAUUCAUAUGCCCUUUCUGUUGCUUGCAAACAAACACUGACAUCAUUGCUGCGUCUGCUGAAUGCUUAUCGUCAUGAGUCAGAUUAUACUGUGCUUUCACAUGUAACCUCUGUAUGUUUAGGCGUUAAUAAAAUAUCAACUGAUGCCACUCCUGACUUGUCUAGAGAUAUCAAACAACUUCUGAUCAAGCUUCUUCUAUUAGCUGCCAAAAGAGUAGGCUGGGAUCCUAAGGAUGGUGAAAGCCAUCUUGAUGUCAUGCUUAGAUCACUGCUCUUGCUUGCUCUUGUCAAACUUGGACAUGAUGAGACUAUAGCUGAGGGAAUUCGCCGUUUCCACAUCUUCUUAGAAGACCGAAAAAGUCCCCUUCUGCCACCAGAUAAUAGAAAGGCAGCAUACCUUGCUGUGAUGCGGAACGUGAGUACCUCAAGCAGGGCCGGUUAUGAUUCUCUCCUGAAAAUCUACAGGGAAACAUCUGAAGCACAGGAGAAGUCUCGCAUCUUAGGCUCGUUGUCUUCGUGCCCAGACAAGGAUAUUGUUGUUGAGGCAUUGAACUUUAUGCUUACAGAUGAGGUACGGAAUCAAGAUGCAUUUUAUGUCCUUGGUGGUAUUAGCUUAGAAGGACGUGAAGUUGCAUGGGCCUGGCUUCAGGAAAAUUGGGACCACGUCGUCAAGACUUGGCCAUCAAGCUCACUCAUAUCGGACUUUGUCAAUUCUACUAUUUCACCGUUCACCUCCGAGGAGAGAGCUGCUGAGGUUUCUGAGUUCUUUUGCACUCGUGUGAAACCAUCGUUCGAGAGAGCAUUGAAGCAGAGCCUUGAGAGGGGUGCGGAUCAGCGCUAGAUGGAUCGAGAGCAUCAAGAGUGAGCCGAACCUCGCCCAAACGGUGCACCAGUUGCUGCUGGAGGAGAUGUAAUCUUCUGCUAGCUAUAAAGAGAUUAUUUAUCACGAGGGGGGGUUCCAUUAUAAUGUUGUUGGAAAGGUUGUGCGUUUAUGCCUCGUGGCUGUUCUAGGAACAGUAAUUUAUGUGGUCUAGCUUUACUUAUUCAACACCUGCGAUAUCAACAGUACUUUGUUUUGGAGAGGUGAUGUGUUUGAAGUUUUUUCAGAACAGUAGCCAAUAAAUUCACUUUAUCCUUUCACAAAGCA